This is a messenger RNA of Erpetoichthys calabaricus (reedfish), 2485 nucleotides long. Its product is annotated as gastrula zinc finger protein XlCGF49.1-like. The coding region runs from base 106 to 1470 and encodes 454 amino acids. Gene Ontology annotation, molecular function: DNA-binding transcription factor activity, RNA polymerase II-specific; RNA polymerase II cis-regulatory region sequence-specific DNA binding. The record is from RefSeq and is a predicted model, not a curated record. Lineage: Eukaryota; Metazoa; Chordata; Cladistia; Polypteriformes; Polypteridae. The transcript has 3 exons. Gene Ontology annotation, biological process: regulation of transcription by RNA polymerase II.
GCUCCUGAAGCCACACUGCCACCGUCUCAAGGCUGUUGUUAAUUGAGGCAGAAGUGUGAACGACUUCAGAAAGAAUCUCAUCGGCAAGAGGCAGACAUAUAGAAGAUGCCAAAAAUGUAUCCAGCUGGUCAGAAGAGUUUACAGAAAGAACGUCAACAUGAAGAGGAUGUCUCUGAAAAGAGGAACAAAAGAAAUGGUAGGACUAACAUUCAGAGACCCUGCAAAAUUAUAAACCGUAUGAAGGUGAAAGACUGUAAUCCUCAAUAUAUGGGCCCAGAUGAAGACUUAAACAGAUUGGGCUCCAGUUUGGGCAGACGCUGCUCCUUGAAGGACAGUAAUGCCCACAAGCCGUCAGAAUCCUCAAAGACUAACACAGUGAGGCCCGAGAAGAAAUUGUGUCCAAAUCAAACUGGAGAAGACUUUCAAGAGAAUGACAAAUUGUCCUUUCUUCAGGGUCGUCCACAAAUUAAACAACCUGAUAAGAACAGGAAGAAACUGGCAUCUGCAACAAAGAACUUGGUAAUGGCCUCUCAGCACCCUAGGUUUCAGCCCAUUGUGAAGCUAACAAGAAUUGAUGCCAUCAGAUCUCAAGGAGUGUACAAUAUAAAUCCAAUCCGCCAACAGUGUAUGGGAACAUUUAAAUACAAAUUGAAUUCUAAAGAUAAUGGAAGGAUUCAUGGGAGUAAGAAACUGUAUCACUGUCCUGAAGGUGGGAAACAAUUCUCAGAUAGUCACAUGCCUAAGAAACGCAGAGAACAUAAUACAGGCCAUACCACAACUCCCGUUGUAGAGAAACCAUAUUUGUCUAAACGUGGCAAACGAUUCUCACAAGUGAGCCACCUUCAGACACACAUAAUUGGUUACGGAGGACAGGGUUUAUGUCGUUGUCCAGCAUGUGGUAAACAUUUCUUUAACAGGAGCAGUCUUCGCAGACACAAAAGAAUUCACACUGGAGAGAAACCAUAUUGUUGUUCUGAAUGUGGCAAACGGUUCUCACAAGCAGGCCAUCUUCAGACACACAUGAGAGUGCACACAGGAGAACAGCCAUUUUCCUGUUCUGAAUGUGGCAAAUGGUUCUCACAAACAGGCCAUCUUCAGCAACACAUGAGAGUGCACAGAGGAGAACAGCCAUUUUUCUGUUCUGAAUGUGGCAAACAGUUCUCACAAGCAGGCCAUCUUCAGACACACAUUAGAGUGCACACAGGAGAACAGCCAUUUUCCUGUUCUGAAUGUGGCAAACGGUUUUCACAAACAGUCCAUCUUCAGCAACACAUGAGAUUGCACACAGGAGAACAGCCAUUCUCCUGUUCUGAAUGUGGCAAACAAUUUUCAGAUAGUAGUAAUCAUCGCAGGCAUUUAAGAGUUCACACUGGUGAGAAGCCCUAUUGCUGUCCUGAAUGUGGCAAAAGAUUUUCUAACACAAGCAGUCUUCUGCGUCAUGCAGAAGUCCACAAUAAAGACCAUCCUUAAGCCUGUUCUGAAUGUGGCAAGAAAUUCUCACAAAGAGGCAGUCAUAAUAGACAUAUAAGAACACACAUUUGAUAGAGGCCAUACUCGUUUCCUGAUUGUGACAAGCUAUUCACCGAUAACAGCAGCCUUCAUAGACACAACAGAACUCAUGCUGGAUUACGGCCAUAUUGUUGCUCUGAAUGUGGCAAGCGAUUCUUAAAACCCUGCAGUCUUCAGCGACACGCAAGAACUCACAGAGGAGAAAAGCCAUACCGUUGCUCUAAGUGUGGAAAAACAUUCAUACAGAAAACUCUUCAGGGACACAUGCAAAUUCAUGCUAAAAAGGCAAAGUCCAAAGAGACUGUAAAUAACAAAAAGAAGAAAAAUCUGAAAUAAUUCAGUCAGGUGUGGAAAGAAAAUUGGAAUUGCUCUGCUAGUUGGUUACACAGAAUGCAUUUGACUAAAAUUGGCAGACUCAUUUAGGCAACCCUGCUUAUUAAUUUACUGUAAGUGGCUUUUGCACUAAUGACUAUUGCAUAUUGUACACAGGUCUACUUUACAAGUUCUAAAGUUCUCUUAUACUUCUAUACUUUUUUUUAUAUUUUACUGUACUACGAAGUUGGGAGAGAAACAGUAUUUUGAUUCUCCUGUAUGUUCUGCACAUAUAGUGAAUUGACAAUAAAAGGCUAUUUGAUUUGAUUUCAGUAUUUCUAUUAUCUUUUCUCCAGAGUCCGUAUUGGUGUUCACACUACUCUCUGGUGUGGCUGCUGCUCUUUCUAUCUGAAGAGUUAGUCCAGCUGGGGUUCGAUCAGCCCAGUAACGUCUAGCGGUCCCUCACAACGGGAGUGUAUGAAUAUACCGAGGCAUGUUUAGCAUACAGCUGAUGACGUGUUCAUCUAAUAUAAAUAAGGCCAUAUAUGGACAUCCUGUAUUACGUUACACAGAGAGAUACCUGAUACUUCAAGUCCGGAGUGACCUUGAGGGGCUGCAUACUUGAAUGAACUCAUCCUACUUACAGCAGUCAGACAAAAAGAAA